AUGCGCGAGGUCCUGACUUCAGUCGUCGAAAAGGAAGCUGGCGAUAAAGUUACGAUGGCUUGUCCGCCCUUUGAAAUGGCGGCACAAGACGGGGAAACGGUGACGAUACGGCACACCUUGGCGAACGCGUACGCACUACAAUCGUCCAGCACAGUGAGAAAACCCGGUAGAAACCGGAAGAACGCACCGCGAAGGAAAUCCAGGAGGCUAAUCAUCGACAGCAUCUACUCCGGGAAACUUUCAAAUCUCGUCUGCUACAGGCGGUCGAGAAGAGAC
Messenger RNA from Iphiclides podalirius (scarce swallowtail), 276 nucleotides. NCBI's taxonomy places the organism in Eukaryota, Metazoa, Arthropoda, Insecta, Lepidoptera, Papilionidae. The record is from the annotation of a GenBank genome assembly.